Molecule: messenger RNA, 579 nt
Organism: Adineta steineri
Lineage: Eukaryota; Metazoa; Rotifera; Eurotatoria; Adinetida; Adinetidae
Source: the annotation of a GenBank genome assembly
AUGGGUUCUGAUACAUCGAAAUCAAAAAAACGUGCAACACAAUUAACUGAAGAAGAAAUACAAUUAUUACUUAAAAAUACACAUUUUAAUCGUCAACAAAUCAAAGAUUGGCAUCAAGGUUUCUUAAAAGAUUGUUCAAAAGGAAAAUUAGAUAAGAAAAAAUUUAUUGAAGUUUAUAAACAAUUCUAUCCAACUGGUAAAGCAGAUAAAUUUUGCACGCAUGUAUUUAAAACAUUUGAUACGGAUAAUUCGGGUGAAAUUGAUUUUGUCGAAUUUCUUAUUGCUAUAUCUGUAACAUCACAUGGUGAUAUUCGAGAAAAACUUAAUAUGGCAUUUAAUAUGUAUGAUAUUGAUAAAAAUGGAAGUGUUGAUUCAAAAGAAAUGGAACAAAUUGUAACUGCUAUUUAUGAUUUACUCGGAGAAGAAAAUCGUAAAGGUGAAAAUUCUCCUGCAAAACGUGUAGAAAAAAUAAUGAAAAAACUUGAUUUAAAUGGCGAUCGAUCAUUAACAAAAGAUGAAUUUAUCAAUGGAUGUUUACAGGAUGAUUUUCUCAAAAAUUUAUUAGCACCAAAUGCUUAA